GAGGUGUAUUAAAUCGUUGAUGGCGGAUUACGAAAUAUUUUACUGCAUGCAUUCUUGCUCUGUCGUGUUUAUGUACUAAUUUUAAAUUCUUUGGUUAGGAUGUUAUCAAAGUGAAUAGAUUCUCUUCAUCCUCAUCAGAAAGAAAUGUGAUGUACAUAGUGUAAGCAUUUGGUAUCCCUAAACUUUUAGCCUUAUCAUGGAUACCAGCCCAACGUCGAGUAUGAAUUUUGAACGGACUUGCCGUUUGUGUGUUAAAGAAAGUACAACUCUCAACCCAAUAUGCCAUUCUGAAAACCCCCUCUCUGAUCUCAUCAAAGAAUGUGUUGAUAUUGUGGUUCGAGUUGAAGAUGAAUUACCCAAACAUGUUUGUCAAGAUUGCCUGGAUCAAAUGGAAUCAUGGAAAUCUUUCAAAACUUCUUGUCAGAAAUCAGAAGACUUUCUCUGUAGUGUUUUAAAUAGGUUACAUUGCUCAAUAGCGGAUGAUGGAGAUGCAGCAAAUCUCAAAGAAAAUGCUUCUAAAGACAAAAGUGAUAAAAGCAUUCCUGAGGAAGAAGAACCCAGUUCUAGAAAGUGUGAUUCAAAAAAGAAACAUAGCAAAGAGGAAGAAAAUAGCUGCAAUUCUAAAGACGAAUCCCAAGAGGAAAGAGGAUCUACAUCUGAAGAGCAAAUACAAAUUGAAGAAACUUAUCAUAUUGAAGAAGGAGAUGAGGACAAAGAAACUUCUCAAAUGGAAGAAAAUCCUCAGCUCGAAGAGGAAGGCGAAAAUGAUGAAAGUUCCCAGAUUGAAGGGCAAAUCAUGGUAUGUGAUGACAACAGUGGGAGCUCGACUGAAAGUGCCGACAGCAUCGAGUGUAUUGAUACCACGAAAAAUGACCCGCCCAAGAAAAAUCAAAGUCCCUUGAUCCGACUUGCUGACCCUGAGGCUUUUAAGCUAUUAAUUGAAGCAGAGUUUUUAGAAACCAAUCGGAAUCUAUACCGAUCACUUUGUAGUGAAAACUAUUUUGCCUGCACAGCGGACAAAGUUGUACAAGGGCAGAAUUGCCUUUUGCUGGAGCUAGAGAAAAAUGUAUUUUGCGAAGUGGAAUUUGUGAUGGAUGGCUUUUUGCGGACAGCUUCUGAGCUUUCUGAAACCAGAGAUGAAGAUUCACAGAUGGUAGAAACAAUUUUGACAGAAUCUGAAAAUACCGUGAACGUAACUCUGUCCGAAAAGGAUGGUGUUCAGUACAUCAUUUUGCCCGCAGAAGGUGAAACUGAAUUAUCGGAAUCACAAGGAAAUCUUCUAGCAGAAAAUCAGAAAGAAUUGAAUCCAUCUAUCCUCCAAUCCAUAUUAAAAUCUAAUAGUGAGUCAGGUUCAAAGGAAGCUCUGAUGUUCCAUAAAUAUGCCAGAUCGCCUGGAGAAAAAGCAGUGAAAUUCUUGAUCCCUCCUUCCGCAGACUCCGGGAGCCAUUUUAUGUUGCCAGUAACUUCUCAAAGUGGAACAACGCAGUUCUAUCAAAUAGUACCUUCACAGACUCAACUUGUGAAUCAACCAAAUCUGAUCACCACCAAAGGGAUCAAACGUAGUAUCUCAGAUUCAGGAGUGUCGGUGCCGAAGAAGCAAAAGGUGUUGAUGCCUGCGCCGACUAAGGCAGUGACUGUUGAAUCAGCACGCUCACCACGAAAACAAUCCUUCUCACCAGGAUUAGUUCAAACUAGAACUAGAUCCAAACUCAAGCCUAUUCUUAAACCCUCCGCACAGAAUGUCUUGCCAGCUAGGAAGCAACCUUCAUCAAAAUUAGCCCAACCCAGUCCUGGAGUCAAAUCAAAUGAUGCGGGAAAUAAAUUUGCCAAUAAAUUCAAAUCUACUGAUGACAUCUCUCAACGAAUUCAACAAAUUAUUGAAGCUAACGAAGAAAUCCUUCAGAAGACAUGGGGUCAAUAUAAGAAAGAAGAGGAAGAAAUGAGUAAAGAACAAGAGGAGCAGGAAGAAGAGGAACAAAUAUUCUCGAUACCAAUCAAGUCUGCCCCAGAUCAGCCUCACGCCACUGGGAAGUACAAGGCGAUUCUGGGCAGACCUCCCAAAUCGCCAGCCAAGCCAACAACGAGAUUUAUAUUGCAGCCCAUUCAGAACAAAGACGGUGAAACGGGGCAACAAAAAGAAAAAACAAGCUCUGAAAAUGAAGGUGACACAAGUAAGCAACCCCUUGUUAAUUCUACCCCCCUCUCAUCAGUACCUUUCACGCUAACUUUAGCACCUCUUACGACGUCCUUACCUAAAGUUCCAAUUCCUAGGUUACCAGUCACAACUAGAUCACCUCCAGUCAAACCUAAACUCAUUCCUCCUAUCUUGAAAGCACCUAAAGCUGCUAAAUCUUCUUGUCCUAAAAACGCGAAAACAAAAAACAUCGAUGAUAUUCUUUUCGAAGGUCUAGACCUAGAAACAUCAAAUCUUUCCACCAAUUAUUCGGAAGAAAGCGCGAGCGAAAAGAGUGAAGUAAAAUAUACUAUAACUGAGGAGGGUCACCGAGAGCCAGUUGUAGCAACCAGCCUUUUGAGUAGUAAAAAAAGCUGGAAGGAGAAAGUACCUGAGCAUAUGAAAAUGGAUCCUGCGACUAUACCGAAAAAUAAGCAGAGAAGUCAAAUUUUACAAAGGUUCUAUUUACCGACUGAACCUACGGUGUUUGAUGGUGAGACUUCCAAUGUUGUAAUUGACCAUGACGAGAACGAUGAUGGGAUCAAAGAUGUACUGUUCUGGGCUGAUCAGCUUCCAGACCCGCCUAAAGACGAUGAAAAUGAAGCAGAUCAAACGACGAAUAAUCAGAAUGGUCUUCCUAUCAUCAGGAGAAUCCGGAAACGAAAACGCAAGAUCUACAAGAAGAAACCAAAACCUAAGAUUUACCAAUGCCAUCUUUGCGAAAACGUAGCAUAUGCAAAGUUUUAUGAAUUAACUCAUCAUGACAAAGAAUAUCAUGGUGAACUGCCCGCUAAUGAAGCUUGUGGAAUUUGCGGCAAAUGUUUCAUAUUUGAAGACAGAGUACACUGGCACCAAAGCAUUUACCAUGCGGAGAAAACUAUGUUCUGUGAUCUUUGCGAUAAAGGUUUCUCAAACAAAGAGCGUUUAAACAUGCACAAGAGACUUCACAGUGACAAAUUUAUCUGCGAUGACUGUGGUUAUCGUGCCCCUACAAGCAGAAAACUUGUCGAACACGCUAGGAAACACACUGGAGAAAAACCCUACAUGUGUCAUAUUUGCGGAAUGAGACUUGCCUCAAAAGUUUCCGUUAAACAGCAUGCCUUGAAACACACAAAGGAGAAACCAAGAGAAAAAUGGCAGUGCAAGGAUUGUGAAUACAGCUCCAUGAACAUGACAUCAUUUUACAAUCACCGUAAACGUCACCAAACAGUCUCAACAUUCUUGUGCGAAGAGUGCGGGCAAAAUGUUUUGACCAAGUCUAGACUCUACAAGCAUAUGCGCUUUGCCCAUGGCCCUGAGACUCUGGGCCAUUAUGUUUGUGGUGAAUGCAUGGGAAUAUUCCAUUCGAAAACGGCCUGUGAUGACCAUCUCAAAGAAAAGCACAAUAUGAAUAGUCAGAGUCGCUCCUUUGUUUGUAAGCUGUGCUUCAAGAGCUACGCUACCAAAGCAGCCUGUAAAAAGCACUUUAGAACUCACAAUAUUGGCUAAAAGUAGCCUCUGAUCAAAGCUCAAGAAUGGACUUAAAAGUAACAAACCCUUACUUUACCCCUGUACCUACUCCAAAUUAUUUUAAUCUUCUUGUUUUUCUGUCUCCUUUUUAGUUAACAGACUGAUUCAUUGCUACAUUUUUUUUAAGAAAAAUGUAAAAGUAUCUUCAUUGUGAAAUGUUCUAAAGCACUUGAAUGAUAUUGACGGCUAAGGUCGAAAAAUAUGUAUCUCAGAUCAUGACAUCGUAAUUUUUUGCUUAUGUUUUAUUUUCUUAAAAGACAACUUACCUACAGUCUCUAUUGAAAUUUUCUAUGAAUUUUCUCCACUCAUUUUAAAGAAUCACAUAAAAUUUUAUGGAAACAUUUUGAUCAGUUUUUAUUGAAGGAAGUAAAACAUGAUCGUAGAUUUUUAAAUGUUGCAAAUCAGGUAUGCAUUCGUCGCCUUUUGCCUAAAAAAUUACCUAAAAAUCUUUCAUAACAGAAAGUAUUACAGAAUUUUCAAAAAUUCCUCAUUCUUUAGUGAUGGUAAUAGCACACAUGAAUACUGAUUGUACCUAAUAAAUUUGUUCUGAGCAGAAGUGAAAAUUAUUCUCAUCGAAAAGAAAACAUUGUCAAAAAUGUAAAAUUGAGUACCAAAUUAGCAUAAAAUUAACUUAAAAGGGCUUUUGCUUCAGUACUUACAAACGGGGCCAAUGUUGUCAGUAUCAAAUGCUCUACUGUACUAUUUUUGGUAACUUAUCAAAGAUAGUUACCAAAAAUAGUACAGUAGAGCAUUUGCACAAAGAAAAUAUGAUGUAACAUUGGUUACUCUAAUCCCCGUCAUUUAUUUGAUGUACAUGUGAGAUCUCUAUUGUUGAGGGACCUCCUAAUGCCCUGUUUUUCAGGUCUGUGGCUCAUUGACUGAUCUUUAUAGAUUUAUUUACUGGUUUAGUUUUUAAAUCAUUAUCAGUUGAUUUUCUCAUUUAAAUGUUCAUGAACGAAUGAAAGAGUGUAAAUGAUUUUCAAAAAAAAAAAUAAAAAAUUGCAAGUCUAUUUCAGCGUACAUACGUCAAAAUGUCAGAAAUCCAGAUUCUUUAAAAUCAAAAAUUAACUCAGUAGCUGAAUGAAGACGAGGAAUACAUGAUACAUAUGCUUUGAUUCUCAAAUCGCAAAAUUGAUGACUAAGUGCAAAGAAAUGCAUAUCUUACUAGCAACUUUUAAAAAUUUUCGAUCAUGUUUCAUUUUUCUGAUGGAAAAGUAAUCAAAAUGCUUCCUCUCAAUUUUGGGUGAUUUAUUUUAGAAUGAGCUCAACAGCAUUCACCAAAAAUUUCAAAAGAAACUGUUGGUUAGUUUUCCUUUAAAAAGGUAAUAUCUGAGCGGAAACUAAACUCGCAAUCCGAGGAACCCAUUUUUUAACUUUAGCCAUCAAUAUUUAACUUUGUUAUCGCGAUUUUGUAAGUAUUGACCCAUAAUGUUAAGAUUUUCUCUUUCUCUUUGCUCAUACAUGCAUGGUCCUCUGUAAGGGAGCAUUUAGUCUGUCGGUCUUUUUGAAAAAGCUAGGAAGUGUUUCUCAUCAUGUAUGAAAAAAGCAUUUGGGGAUGAACAUGCCCCGAAAGAUAUCAGAAGUAAGAAGUCAAACUUUUUUUUUUUUUUUUUUUUUUUUUUUUUGUGCAUUGCAUUACUACAAAAUUGAGUUUCUCAUUAUGUUGUCAUUUUGGCACCUAAAUAUAUUAGGGCUGAAGGUGCGUCUCAUCAAGCAAUGUUGUUCUAUGCGAAAAUACUUCUCAGCAAAAUUAUAAGUCUAAGUGAGUGUACCAUUCUCUUUUUCUAAUCUUAAUGCCACUUAUUUUAGUCAUAGAACAGGAAUCUUAAUUUUUUUUACUCAUUAAAUGCUGCAAGCAAGGAGAGCCUCGAAACCGUGAAUGGUACUGACUCCUUUUAUCAAAAUAAAAUUGUUCAUAUUUUGUUCUUGUUUGGUUUUGUACAUUAUGUAAAUAUUCUUCUUUUUUUAAAAUAGUUUUUGAGAAAAAGUUUAUUUUUGUUCCUGACAUGAUUUCACUGUGUUUGCAUAGCUAUUUGUACCUUCAUUUAGAUGGUUCUGGGCGGGUCUGUUUGUAAACACUGUAUAUAAAAACAAUGUUGGAAGCCUGGUUUUCUAUUUCUGUCAAUUUUAUCUCAAUUGUUUAUUUGUAAUAAAUUCUUUUGAAAGCUGAA
Molecule: messenger RNA, 5853 nt
Organism: Bemisia tabaci
Lineage: Eukaryota; Metazoa; Arthropoda; Insecta; Hemiptera; Aleyrodidae
Cellular component (GO): nucleus
Molecular function (GO): zinc ion binding
Source: RefSeq, a predicted model, not a curated record